Molecule: messenger RNA, 2604 nt
Organism: Diprion similis
Lineage: Eukaryota; Metazoa; Arthropoda; Insecta; Hymenoptera; Diprionidae
Exons: 5
Coding region: 297-2045 (582 amino acids)
Source: RefSeq, a predicted model, not a curated record
UCAAACGGUCACUGCAUCGUAACCGGCUUGUCGUCUCUACGUCGUAACCGUAAUACGCAGUUGUCAGUUUUUGCUUUCGUUCAAGACGAUCGAUUAUUUGUGUCGCAGUGUUUCAAACUUUCAAGGUACGCAGUAUUCUUCUGACCAUCUCAACUGGAACUUGAAGAGCCAUUGUCAAGGUGAGAAAUAACGGGAAUUGGAGAAAAUUGUUUCAAGGUACGCAGUAUUCUUCUGAGCGUCUCAACUAGAACUUGAAGAGCGAUUAUAAAGGUGAGGAGUUUCAGGAAUUGGAGAAAAUGGUCGGUGGUCUUCGCGAAAGAGAUUAUCAGCGAGCGGUGCAAAAACGUAACGAAGCUUGCCGGAGAUUCGAUAAUCACUGUCAGGCCGCAAGAUAUUUUGAACGGGAGUCAAGGUUAGCAGAGCACUUCAACUCUUGGAGCUCCAGGGGUUCUUACCGUGAUAAUAAAUUCAUUGACGGUAAAUCCAAGGCCGAAAGACUUCGUCGGCGACAGAACAGUCUGAGAAAAAUGCUGAGGGACGAGGACGCCGGUUACAGGGGCGAAAUUGCAGAGCGGGCAGCCGCCGGUUUGCCUUCUGUAAGAGACGGACCCGACAAAGCCUCCGUCGACGAGUUGAGGAAGCAGCUCGACAUGAAAAAAGCGGAGAAAGCACUCUAUUAUCCUCACAAUUACGGUUGUUUUCAAUCGUGCAGCGGUCCAUGCGAAUGCAAGACUGGUGGUGCUUGUUCUCGUCAUUAUCAGGGUGAACACCACAUUGAUGCUUGCAGAAAUUCCAACCUAAGUAUGGACCAAACCAAUCUGCGGAAUUACUCCACCGAUUGCCAGAGCCGCAAGGAAAAUCCGGAGAAUCGUCAUCACGGUGAGAAGCGUCACAUCCAAGGGCACAUGAUGUACGGUAGCAACAUCGACAGCUUCGGCAAUUCUUUCACCACGUCGACUGUUAAACAUACCGGAGAGAGGAGACACUACGAAACCGCUACUGACAGCGUUGACGAAGGGUCGAACCAGCGUCAGCACAGGGAAGACGCUGACCAAAGUUCUACUGCUUCGUCCGUACGUCAGAUGCACGAAGACCAGGAAAGCGUGAUGGGAUACGCGGGACACGCGGCCAUUUCGGAGAGGAGACAUUAUGGCAACCCUUCGAAUAACUCGGGCAGGAGCCUGGCAAAUACAAAUAUGAGUCAGGCCAGCCCGUCGAAACAUGUCUCAGAGAUGGAGAAAGAGGCUGAAGCAGAACGAGAAGCAGAGGAUCAUGAGGAGACAGUCUGCGAAAGACGCUACGCAACGGCUGAUCAGGAACUCGAGCAGAUAUACGAGAGCUGUAACCGGUCUCAUGCUUCGAGCCCGGGUUGCGAUGGCUUUACUAACAAAAAAAAUUCAUCAACCGACAAUAUAAAUUUCUCCUGGAAAUACGACGAUCCCGCUAAACAUCCGGUCUGCUUCCUUACUCACAGUCAAUUGCUGGAGGAGAUACAGGAUUUGGAGAGCAGGGAGGUUCAGGUUUGCAAGAAGCAAAAUUGGGGCGAAGCACUUCGUCUUAGGGAUAUGCGAAACCGACUCGAACUUCAGAGGGAAGUCGAAAUUUUUAAUUGCAAAAAUUUGGUCAAAAAUAAGACCAAACGUUUAGAGAUGACGAAGUUGGCCGACAGAAUGGAGCUGAUGGACAAACGCGAAUCGAGUGGAAAUGACCACUUGAUUUACAGUGAGGAGGCCAAGUCUCUGUGGGAAGCACGAGUCCGAGAGGACAACGCGAUCUUGAGCAAGGAUGAACGGGCCGCGAGAGAGAAAUUACUGCAAGAAUUGGAGGAAGAAUGGGAGAUGAUGUCGUUGAACGACAAGGAGCGGGUAGCUGAGACUCCAGUGAAACAGCAUCACUCGUAUCUUCAGGAAGAAUUGGACAUAAGAGCCGAAGCUAUCGAAAAUGCAGUGGACUUACCUCACGUCUAUAGGUCGAAUGACGAGUCAAAAAGCUCGUGUACUCGAAACAAGGACAAGGGUUCCGCAAGCCUCAUUUUCCUUGGUUAAAAAGGGACCGAUGUUAAGCCUCGUAGAAUUUCGUAGACACUUAUCGCUUAAUAGUAGAUGUAGAAUGUAUGAAUACUACAGAUGGGUAGGAUAUUGUAUUAUACCCGAUUCAUUCGGAGGCCAGAAAUUUAAAAAGACUAGAGUUCGUAGUCACUUGUAGGCUUUAUAAUAAUUUUUAUGAUAUUCGUACAUUUGUAUUCAACCCUCGUGGUAUUUGAUACUAUGUAGCAGCUUCGCAUAUCAGACUGAAAAAAUUAUUUUCAUAUUGUCACCUCUCCCUAAUUCUAUGGUGCUAAUUUGACCGUUAGUGAAACCCUAGAGGCCUUAUAUUAAGAAUUAAGUUGUAAUGUUGCCCUAAUCUUAUGUUUACGUCUUACGAGGCUUAUGUUCUUUUAAAUAUUCUCUUAUCGUAUAAUCUGUAUUAUUAUUAUUUUCCGUUAGGGUGGAUAAAUUAAAAUCGCAUUUAUUUUCAUUUUCCAUUUGAGUAGUUUGAAUCUUCUCCGAGGGCGUUCUAAUAUCUGUUAGAUAGAAUAGAAAAUAAAAGUAAAUAAUUCGUCGA